Molecule: messenger RNA, 897 nt
Organism: Seminavis robusta
Lineage: Eukaryota; Bacillariophyta; Bacillariophyceae; Naviculales; Naviculaceae
Source: the annotation of a GenBank genome assembly
AUGUUACAACGAAAGGGUGUACCAAGGAGUCACAGCAAUGCGAGUUAUUUUCAUAGCUCCCUCCUUCCCCUCACUGACAACCGCAAGACGGCUCCGGCUUCUGCCCGCCGAGGAAAUAAUAAUGGUGUCGGUAAUGGAACUUCGGGAAGUGUGGACGGCGGUUUUGCCAGUAUCAGUCUGUCCACGGUGGGAAGAGCGGCCGCUCUGUUUGCCAUUUCUAUUGUCACAAUCACCAUUCUGAGGGUAGCCGUGUCGGGAUCCAGUAUUACGGAAGAACUGGAAUUGGACGUGGCAGAGGGGGCUGUGGCUUUGAGUGCUGUGGGUGGUGGGCUGAGGAAUAAUAAUUAUUGGCAAACCAUGGAUGAACAAAAGCUACCACUCUCCGAUUACCCUUCCAUACAAUACGCACUCGAAAAUUCCGAUAUUGUGCUCCUCUAUUUUGCGGCUUCGUGGUGUCCCAUGAGCACUCCCAUUACCAAACUGUUGGAUGAAAAAUUUGGAGAUAUUCUACUACAUCCAGAGGGAACGGAUGAUGAAAGCACACGAAGUAUCAACAAUCAACGGAGAAGACCCAUUUCACUGGUGUAUGUGUCGUCCGAUGAAUCAGAAGUCAAAAUGAAAGCUUAUUCUCGAAAGAAUUGGAUUGAUGUCCCUUUUCAAUCCGAGGAAAGAACCACCUUGAAGAAACAUUUCAAGGUGGCAGCCAAAAGAGAAAUGGAAGUGCUCAACAUGCCAUCACGACUCUAUGAAAUUCCAGCCAUUAUCGUCGUCUCGGGAGAAUCUCAUAACGUCCUGACGACUCAUGGAGUGGAUGAUCUCAGGGAAAAGGGAUCCGAAGCUCUCAUUCAUUGGAUCAAACUGCUUCAUACUAUCAAGGCGCUCGAAGACAAAUACUGA